AUGGCCGUCUCGCCGCUGGCUCGGCAACGGCCCGGGCCCUCUCCGUCCGGAUGGGAAGUCGAGGUACAGAGCCAGGGCAUCCGUAGUCCUCGGAACCAACAGCCCUUUCGCGAUCAGCAGCAGCAAUCACAGCAGCAGCAGCAGCAUCAGCAGCCACCGCCGCAGCAACCACAGCGCCUCUCUUCGUACCUCUCGGCCAACGAAGAAUGCAUCUCUUCGACCCCCGUGCGAUCGCCCAGUCAGCUAUCGGCCCGAAGCAAGAGCCCCUUUGACAUGCGCAGCAAGGCACACCCACAGGAGAGCUCAUCCACAGACAGCAGCGCAGACAGCACCCAGCCCCGCUCCGGCGGCCUCACUGCAGCCUGGACGAGGUUCAAGGCGAGGAACAAGUCCACCUCGCCCUCCAACCCUUCGUCUGCGCCGCCGGCGACGACGUCCUACGCACACCUCGUGGACGAACGUCAUCCUUUUCCCGCUCGUCCAGAGGAAGAGGCUCAUCGCUCCCCGGGAGGCGACGCCCUUUUGGCUCGCUCCGCAGCCGCCGCUAAGCCGUCGUCCCGCCCUUCUUCGCGGGACAAGCAGCCGUACCCGCCGCCAGCCGCCUCGACCGGCACCAGCGGGUCCUUCUUCCGCGGCCGUACACCCAGCCUUCGCCGCAGAAACAGCUCUGGCAAGGCCCUGUCGCUCGUCUCCAGAGAGCCCGCAGAAGCGGAUCGCGAGAUCAACGCCAGCACGCCGGAUCGUCAGCAGUUUUCCCCGUCCACCGCCCGCACCCUCCCGCCAUCGGGUGCAAAUCUUGCCAGCGCACAGCCACGGAUGGGUGCCGACGUGGGUGAGCCAGCCCUGCCUGCCAACUCGCCCUCGAGCCUUUCUCGCUUCUUUGGGGCUCGGAAGAGGGCGACACCGACUUCCACAUCUCUGGGCAAGGUCGCCUUGCGACCGUCGCUCGACGCCACGGCCGCGCUCUCCGCCUCGCCGUCCUCGCCACCCCUCGCCAUCAUCUCGAGCGAAUGGCGAGCACCAAGCCCGGUUGCCCCCGGCCAGGGCUCCGCCGCACAGUCCAGCAGGUUGCAGUCGGUAGACAGGCUGGAGCAACCGGGCUCAACCGCUUCACAGGCUAGCCGGAAGGGUGCCCUCGAUCGCGUCUUUUCGUUUCCCGGGCGUCCCUCGCUCACAGAGGAGCGGACAGAGGCAGCAGUCCCCACACCUGCAGGGCGACGCACUACGCCAUCGACGUCGACGACGGCAAGGUCGCGGCACAGCCCUGCCCUGUCGGCUCCCCUUGACAUGCUCGGCGGCGCACAGCGGCUGGCACAAGCGCAGAACGCAGACGAUCCAAUCGCCGACCCGGCCACCGCUUCGCAUGCCCGGACGAUGUCGAAGCCCUCGUUCUCCCACUCGCGGAGGAGCCGUAGUCUGAACAAGCUGGCUUCGUUCUUGACCGGAUCCUCCUCCCCCCUCGAUGCGAAUGCGGGCGCUGACGGGUCGGAGCCGCACGAUGCAGACAAGCGGGACCCGAAGACGUUUUCCCCUGCACGGCGAGGCAAGGCUACCGAACCGCGGCGUCCGUCGACGGCCGACAUGCUCCACCGGGCGUCGGAGGCUUGGCCAAACGCAGAGUCGCCGCAAGGGCAGGCCAAGCCGCUCGCACGGAAACCGAGCCUGCGAUCGCGGCUCCGGAUGCCCAGGCUCAACAGCACCAGCCAGGUCGCCCGUCCCUCGACCCCGGAGAUCGAAAGCUGGAAGCAAAAGGCCCAGGUGACGACGGAAGCGCGGCCGCAGCACGGCAGAAGGGCCAGCGUGGACGCAGCCACACAACUUCGUCAGGAAGCGCCGCCCGUCAAGAUCACCCGUUCCCGCAGCAUGGUUCGUCGCAAGCCGCCGCCGGAAUUCAACCUGCAAGAGCUGACUUCAAGCUCGCCGCUCAGGACCUCGUCUGAGCGGCCUUGUAUUCUGUCGCAAAAAGCGCACCCCGCUGCCGAAAGCAAGAACAGCGCUGAGCCCGAUGAUGCCGCCCUCGUCCCUUCAGCACCCACAACGUCGAGCUUGCCCGCGUCUGGGCCUCCGCCUACCGCAGUCGACGAGACCCGUGCUCUCGAUGCUUCGUCGGCACCACUCGACGGCACGGUCAAGCCCUCUCCCGACCCUGCGCCUUCGCUGCAAGAAGCCACCGCGUCCGCCGCUUCAGCGGCGAGCGAAAGGACGGGUGCACCAUCACCGCCCAUGCCACAAGCGAAGAGCGCUGCAACGCACGAGGCGCCGGCCACAGGUGUCACCCGACCUGUGCUGGAAGCCACCCCACCGACGACCGCUUCCACCGGCUUACUGAGCGUAUCCGAGCCUGGGAAAGCCCGCGUGGCCUCCUCAGCCAGCAGCCUCAAGCCUCCGAGCCUCGCCGAUGUUUCCGCUGAGAGCGAGCGGCCGUGGUCUCUGAUCAGCGCAGGAGAAGCGGACACGCCCCUGCUGAGGCUGCGCAAGCUGAUCGUCGACACCAACAGCUCCGGCGAGUGCGAUGACGAGGAAGACGGCUUGUUCUUCCGCCCGCUGCCGCGUUCCACCGACGAGCAGUCGCGCCUGGAGGGCCACGUUCGCGCCGGCUUCGACACGCGAGGUGCGGACGAUGGCAACGUCGAGACGGUCGCCACUCCGAAGCACGAGCAGCAUGCAAGGCAUCACUCAAUCGACCAGGUCAGUCGGCUCGACGACCGACUCGAGUCUCUCUCACUCAGGUCAGUCGUCCCCAGCGAGGAGGAUGAUGCCCUGGAUGCCGGCCGCGGUGUGUCUCCCUCGACUUCUCGAUCGGACCCCAGGCUCGAGGUCGCCUCAAUCCACUCGUCUGUUCAUUCGUCGGGCUCGAGCACUCUCAAGGCAGGCCGCUUCUUCGCACCUACGGGUCGCCCGACGGCUGUCGGCAAGCCCGAAGUGGCAACCUCGCAGCCCGGCCGUCCACCAGCGGUCAAAGCGCUGCCCAACGCCUCGAGGGACCAGCCGCAGGACCACUCGCAAGAUCAGGAGGACCUGCUCGGGCCACUACCCAACAAUCAAGUCAGCGGCGGGCGCACCAGCCUGACGCAACACCGGGGCAGCUCAUCCACCACGAUCGGCAGUGUGCAGAACGCGCGGAGGGAGAGCGUCGCCAGCCGCCACACGGUCUCCAGCGGCCACUUUAGCGAAGGUGUCCUGUCAGAAGACGCCCUGUCCGCUCUCGAGGCCGAGGUGGGCCAGGCGAGGCGGGCAGAGGUGAUCGCCCUCGGCAAAGGUCGGGUCACUGACUGGGUCGGAGACAGCUCGCGCCUCGUCGCCCGUCACGAGGGUCCCACCUUGUCUCGCAGCGGCUCAAUGAGGCGUGUUGGCAGUCAGGGCGCAUCGAAAGGCCGGCUUGCCGAUGGGCCGAAGCCUUUGGGACGUCGCGAGAUGUCGAGGCAGGUCGAGAUGAGCCACCAGCUCGGAGAGCGACUCCACCGCCUCGCGGUCGAGAGCGGGCAGCUGCCGGACGACGAGCGAGAGGAGAACGGCCCGCUCCGCGACAUUCCAGACGAAGCUUCGAGCGAUGGUGCUCAUCGACCGGAUUCAGGGCCGCAAGCAGUCGAACGCGCAAGCGCCGCACCAGCGGCCAAGCCCAAUGCGGCCGUGAACGUGGCAUCGCAGUCGGACGACCACGCUGCAUUUGACUUCGCCACCAUCGCCCGACAGCCGCACCAGACCAGGUUCGCCCGCCUGUCGGCGUUUCACGACCGCAAGCUGCCGCCCAUCGCCACCGACGCGGCCGCUCGCCAGCCAGCGUCCUCGAGCACGAUGCACGUCCAGGACGAAGCCAUUCGGCUGGGCCGAGCCCCGUCAAAGAGGGUGAGACGCUUCGCCGGCGAGGCCAAGAGUCGUGGCGAGGCCGUCAUGGUCGACCGCUCGCCAUCAGCAAGGAGAGGUGGACAUCGGCAGCAGAGCUCGACAAGCGAGGGUACCAAGGCUAUGGCGCCCGAGGUCAGGACAGCAGAAGCGGCAGAGCCGAGAGCACAAGCGGGUGCAACAGUCGACGUCGAACGGCCGAUCGAGCCUGUCGACAUGGACGAGACGCCACGGAAGGUCUCCGGGCCCGCCGCCGUCAUCGAUCCGCGGCUGCUUUCGCUGUCGCACGGCACGCGCCGGUCGCGGAGCGAAGCGUCCGAGAGCACGCGGGCCAGCGACAUCGGCGCAUCGUCGGUCCCCAUCUCGGCAGCAGCAACAGCUGCUGCUGCUGACACGACUUCGGCGUCAGCAACAGCGCCGACGGGUGCGGCAUCGGAAGAGGUGCGCCGUUCCAAGGACAGCUCGAAGUCCAGCCGGUCGAUCCACCGCGAUGCGACGCGGACGGCGCCGCAGAACGACUCGCCGUCGGCACGACAGCUGCCGGCCAAUCUGACGACCGAGGAGGCGAUCCUGGCCAAGCAAAGGGAGCGGAUCGAGCGCGAGAGGCGGCACCGGAGGCGCGAGGAGCGCAAGCAGCUCGAGCAGCAGCGGAGGUACGCGCUCAAGAAGAAGAGCGACCCGUUGCUCGCCACCCGGCUGGCACUCGUCGGUCUCCAACCUGGUAGCGAAGAGCUUCCAUCGACCGCGAAGAGCCGCACCGCUCUACCGUGCGACGAGGGCCUCGCAUCCCGCCCUCCUGUUUCCGCAGCCGACCUGGCAUCCCGGCCUCGACACACCGCCGCUGACACCGACACGGCCUUUCUAGUGACUUCGCCGACGCGGCAGACGUUCUUGAUGGGCCAGGAGCCCUCAUCGAACGACCCGUAUCUUGGCAAGCCAGCAGCACACGCUUCAUCGGCGGCCGGAUCGAGCAGCUACAGCUACGACCAGCCGCAGCACCCUCGCUACCUGUCUGCUCACACUUCGCGCCACGACUCUUUCGUGGGCUCGGUAAUGAGCUUCCACACGGCCGAGUCUGGCUCGAGCGGUGGCGUCGACGAGGAUGGCCACGAUGUCGAUCUCGUGGGCAACAGCGUGGACAGCGCCCAGACCACAUCGACCAAGCCGCGAGACUCGGCAGGGGAGGCGACGGCGACGCAGCCGGCUCGGCCUCCGACAUCGGCGUCGCUCAAGACGAUGAACAGCAUCGCGUCUAGCCUGACGGUGGACUUCGAGUUCCCAGUCCCGCCGCAGCGGCUGCGGGAACAGCUGAGCGACGACGGCACGCUCCUCAGUCGUGCUGGUCUGCGCGAGUCCCUUUGGGACUCGCCCUACGAGGCGCGCCUCCUCGGCGAGCAGAUGCGGCACCCGCACUCGCACCCGCACGCACAUGCCCACUCGCACUACCACUCCCCCUCGGACUCGCUGGGGCUGUGGACGGAAGCGGCGUCGUCGACGAUGCCCACGACGGCAGCGAGCUGGGCGGCGGGCCCUUCGCCGCGCAGCCAGCACGCAGCGGCUCCUUGUUCCUCGUCGUCGGCGACGAGGGGUGGCAAAGAGGUGGCGCUUCGACGAGCCAAAUCGGUCGGGUACCACGAUCCGCGGCUGUCGCCCACGGCUACCGAGGUGCCUGGCCGGUCUGGCGUUGGGUCGAGGUAUGCCGGCGGCUCCUCGGAGGGUCUAGGCAUCCGCAGCGUCGGCCUUGUCGACGAGCGGCCGUUGCCAUCUGCCUAG
Molecule: messenger RNA, 5616 nt
Organism: Pseudozyma flocculosa PF-1
Lineage: Eukaryota; Fungi; Basidiomycota; Ustilaginomycetes; Ustilaginales; Ustilaginaceae
Exons: 1
Coding region: 1-5616 (1871 amino acids)
Source: RefSeq, a predicted model, not a curated record